UAAAAACGGAACAACUAAGAACUAACUGUAUUUCAUGUUCUACCAAACAUAAAAUGAACUGAUAAUAAGAAAAAAUACACGAACAUUAUUCGUUUAAUAAUUCAUAAUUUAUACUGUAAGUUGCCGGCGCGUCGGCGCCUUAUUGUCAGUAUAAUUGUUAUCGGAUUUAAUUGUUUGUUCGAAUAUCAUUUUCAAACAGACAAGAAGUAUACAAAUAUUUUGUCUACUAUGAGUACGAAUACCAAGAGAACUAUAUACGUAGGCGGUUUAGCCGAAGAAGUGGAUGAAAAAGUAUUACAUGCGGCAUUCAUACCUUUUGGCGAAAUUGUUGACGUACAAAUACCACUAGAUUAUGAGUCAGAAAAACAUAGAGGAUUUGCCUUCAUUGAAUUUGAAAGUGCAGAAGAUGCAGCAGCAGCAAUUGAUAAUAUGAAUGAUUCUGAGCUGUUUGGAAGAACAAUAAGAGUAAACAUUGCAAAACCACAAAAGAUAAAGGAAGGUUCAUCAAAACCUGUCUGGGCUGAUGAUGCAUGGCUGCAAGAGCAUGCAGGCGAAACACUUAAAAGUGAUGAAAAUGCAAAGUCAAACGAUGUAAUACAGUCUAAGAAAGGAAAACAAAAUCCUCAAGUUUAUUUUGAUAUUAGUAUUGGAAAACAAGAAUUAGGUAGAAUUAUUAUGAUGCUAAGAGCUGACAUUGUACCAAAAACUGCUGAAAAUUUUCGUGCCCUUUGUACUCAUGAAAAGGGAUAUGGGUAUCAAGGAAGCACCAUCCAUAGAAUUAUUCCAGAUUUUAUGUGUCAAGGAGGAGACUUCACCAAUCAUAAUGGAACAGGGGGGAAAUCAAUUUAUGGAAAUAAGUUUGAUGAUGAGAAUUUUGAAUUGAAACAUACAGGACCUGGUACUUUAUCAAUGGCAAAUUCUGGACCAAAUACAAAUGGGUCACAAUUCUUCAUAUGUACAGCACGUACAGAUUGGUUAAAUGGAAAACAUGUAGUAUUUGGUCAUGUUCUUAGUGGUUUAGAUGUUUUAAAAAAAAUGGAAAAAUGUGGAACAACAUCAGGCAUUCCUACACAAAAAAUUGUUAUAACAGCAUGUGGUGAAUUAACUUAAAUAAUUCAAAAACAAUUUUAAACUUAUCAUUAUUAAUUUAUAACAAUAACAAUGUAGAUUUUGUAUUGAAGAUAUAAAUUUAUUAG
Messenger RNA from Colletes gigas, 1196 nucleotides. RefSeq names its product peptidyl-prolyl cis-trans isomerase E. Gene Ontology annotation, molecular function: peptidyl-prolyl cis-trans isomerase activity; RNA binding. Gene Ontology annotation, biological process: protein peptidyl-prolyl isomerization; protein folding. The transcript is spliced from 5 exons. Gene Ontology annotation, cellular component: intracellular membrane-bounded organelle. Bases 229 to 1110 code for a protein of 293 amino acids. Lineage: Eukaryota; Metazoa; Arthropoda; Insecta; Hymenoptera; Colletidae. The record is from RefSeq and is a predicted model, not a curated record.